Ylistrum balloti is the source of this 2314-nucleotide messenger RNA. Its product is annotated as isobutyryl-CoA dehydrogenase, mitochondrial-like. Gene Ontology annotation, biological process: lipid metabolic process. The coding region runs from base 1 to 1272 and encodes 423 amino acids. The record is from RefSeq and is a predicted model, not a curated record. Gene Ontology annotation, molecular function: flavin adenine dinucleotide binding; acyl-CoA dehydrogenase activity. The transcript is spliced from 11 exons. Lineage: Eukaryota; Metazoa; Mollusca; Bivalvia; Pectinida; Pectinidae.
AUGGCGGCUCUCAGCAGAACGACACAGUGUUUACAUUCGUUAUUUUCGCGAGUGCAGCGAGUGGUUACAUCACAGUCCCGUAGUAUCGGUGACAUCUGGGUGGACGGAAGCUGUAUUGAUCCAUCUACUGGACUCACUGAAGACCAAAAAGAGAUGCGGAGAGUCGCCUUAGACUUUGCAAAAAAGGAAUUAUUUCCGAACAUGGCCACAUGGGACCAGGAAGAGUCAUUCCCAGUUGAUGUGUUGAAGCGUUGUGCGGCCCUGGGAUUUGGUGCUGUGUACUGUAAGGAAGACUGUGGUGGUACGGGACUUUCCAGGCUUGAUGCUUCCAUGAUAUUUGAAGCCUUAUCCCAGGGCUGUGUUAGUACUACUGCUUACCUCAGCAUCCAUAACAUGUGUGCCUGGAUGAUUGAUGAAUUUGGCUGUGACAACUUGCGGCAGAAGUUUAUUCCAGAUUUAGCAACACUGGACAAAUUUGCUUCUUAUUGUCUCACAGAGCCUGAUUAUGGAAGUGAUGCUGCUAAUAUCAAGACGACAGCUGUUGCCAAAGGAGAUCACUUUGUUCUUAAUGGAUCUAAGUCUUUCAUAAGCGGAGGAGGAGAGAGCAAUGUGUAUGUGGUCAUGUGUCGGACAGGAAAAGCCGGAGCUAAGGGAAUAUCCUGUCUAUUAGUUGAGAAAGGUUCCCCUGGACUUUCAUUUGGACAAAAAGAAAAGAAGAUGGGAUGGAAUUCACAGCCAACACGCCAAGUGAUAUUCGAGGACUGUGUGAUUCCUGUGGAGAAUCUGAUUGGAGAGUUAGGAGAUGGAUUCAAGAUUGCCAUGAGAGGCCUCAACGGAGGAAGAAUUAAUGUCGCUUCCUGCUCACUUGGUGGUGCCCAGUCAAGUAUAGAACUCUGCAGAGAUUACCUGAAAGUGAGGAAGCAGUUUGGAAAAACACUAGAUAACUUUCAGUAUUUACAGUUUCGGUUAGCGGAAAUGGCCACUAAUUUAGUUGUGUCCAGGAACAUGGUGAGAACUGCCGCCCGGUCACUGGACGAGAAUUGGCCGCAGAGGGUCAUCUUAUGUUCUAUGGCCAAACUUUUUGCCACAGAAGAGUGUUCAAAGAUAUGUAAUGAUGCAAUACAGCUCCAUGGAGGGUAUGGUUAUUUGAAGGACUACCCAGUACAACAAUACACACGAGAUACCAGGGUGCAUCAGAUUUUGGAAGGUACCAAUGAAGUGAUGAGAAUGUUAAUAUCCAGAGAUUUACUGACAGACGAUGAGAGGAAGUGAUAUACAGAUGGAAGCACCUUGAUAACACUGCUAUAAUAUUUCUGUGAUAAGAAAUACUGGUGUCUGGUGUAGCUUGAACACAAUAUCUGACUGAUGAAUAAUAUCAACUUAUAUCCGAAAAAUAUGAAAAACCAGCUGGUACUGUUACACAUGUCUGUGAUAUUGAGAGUGUAGCUACAACAUGUUUUACAGUGAACUUACUACCUAAUAAACAAUGACUGUAUUUAUCUGCUGCUCUACAGCUGCCCAGUGUUCAGUUGCGAUGUCAUAAUGUCUAUUUAUACUUACCGAGAUUAGUUUUAACAAAUCUGCUGUCAUUCAAUCAGGUUUCUGAAAUCUUGACCAUUUUUUGUGUAAGGGAGAAGUUUUUCAAAAUGAACUAUAGCGGCAUAAAGAGAAUGGUGUUUUAUAACAACUGUUAUUUCAGAUAUGAUGAAAUAGUGGUUAUCAUAGUGGUAACUCUCUUGAAAUGGAGGCGAUUUUAUGUCAUUGGGGUAGCAAGCUUGACAGCAGAUAUCAAACCACUGGUUGGUGCUCUUCAACAAUCUCAACAUUAUGUACAGUAGGUUUUUUUUUUUUUUUUUUCCAAAUAUAUCAAAUUUUGGCAGAUGAUAUUGUGAUAUUGAGAUAAUUUUUCAUUAUGAGAUUAUUUGUAGGACUUUGGAAGUAUUGAAAUUAUUUGUUUCUCUUCAUUCAGAUGUAUUUUCAUUUGUACAUUUGCCUGCAAAAUCUUGCUAUUGACGAGAUUUAUGUCUUGUUAACUCUAGCACAGGAUUCACAUAAAGGGCCAUAACUCCUCAGCUAUCGGGAAAGAGUAUUGUAUAACUAAAGAUAUAGGGAUGUCUCUUAUAUCCAUACCACCUAUACUUGUUGCUAGGGGUAGAAACACCCCCAUAUCGGUAUAUUUGAUUUUGGAACAAUCCUAACACAGUAAACUGAUCACUGAAAUAGUAUUGGAGAUAAUAUCAAUCAUGGGAGGUACAUGUAUCUAAUUUUGUAUGGACUUGUUAAGCCUUAUAACAAUAAAAAAACAAUCAUAUUG